AGUUGUCUAAAACUUUAUCAAUCACUUCAUGUGAAUCGCCAUCACUUCGUGUCGAGACAAUUGUCUUCGGCGGCCACCGCUGGUCAGACGGCCGCCAUCGCCGCCAUCACUACAACAGCCGCAGAUAAUACGGAACCAAUUGGUGACCGUAUUACCAGACAAUACGUGCCGAUGACAGCCGACACCUUCAUCCGCGCCAAAGACCCGGUGACCAGACGUCAGAUUGAGAUGAUUUUGCGUGAAUACGAGUGGACAAAGGGUCUGACGGGUCGAGUGCCCACACAUCUCACCGACGAGCAAAUGGAUGAGUUGUUGCCGAUGUCGGAGACCAGUCAUCGGCAGCAAUACCUCAAGUUCUUGUACACGAAGGAGGGCUACAAACUGAAGGGAUUGGUCCGCAAACGUGUGUCGGCCGCGCGCUCUGAGGCGGCCAAAGGACAGCCAUCGUUACGGCCGCGACCAGUGCUGGGCGUAUGGCAUGAGUCACGGCCCGCAGAACUGGUCUACGGCUAUAACCGGAACUCUUUGUCUCAACGCAUCAAGACAUCUGUGGUUAAGCGGCUCUACAAUCAUCGGCUCAAGACUGCGGCCCUCUUCGGCCAGAAAGUGGUGAUUGAUUUGGAUUUUGAUAAAUACAUGUCACGCGUGGAAUCGCGACAACUCUUAAAGCAAUUGCAGUUUCUCUACAAUUACAACAAAUACGAGUCCGGAGGCGAACCCUUUGAUCUCCAUUUCGUCAACUGUACCGCCGAUGGGAUACUCAUGAAAGACAUUACUCUAUACAUACCGAACGCGUUGUCCGACUCGUACAUCACUUUCCACUAUAACAAGUCGUAUACCGAUGUCUUCCCCAGAGAACAGUUGGUGUAUUUGAGUCCACACUCAGACACGACGCUGGAUGUGGUCAGUGAUGAUGACAUCUAUAUCAUCGGCGGUUUAAUAGACAAGUCAUAUACGGCUCCCAUUUCGGCGAUUAAAGCGCGUGAAGACGGGAUCCGAUCGGCGCGACUGCCCAUCAGGGGUAACCUGGAGUGGAGGCGCGGCUCUCAGCACCUGUGCAUCAAUCAAGUGCUGGCCAUUCUUCGCGAGUGGCAACUGACCAGAGACUGGCCCGAGAGUCUCAGACGCCAUAUACCGAUCCGGAAGUGGAUGUCCGACGAAGACUAUGACCACAUGAAAGAUGACAUUAUCGAUAGAUAUAAUCCCUUAAAAUACAAAUUCAAUGCUUGGACAAUUAUUACCGCAGAAGACAAACAACUCUUCAAUCAUUUGAUCCAAACGUUAAGUCAAUUCACGGACAAGACAUCACUCGAAGAGGAGAUCCAAAGAAGUAAUGAAAUUGUUGUCAAACCUGUUGUCGAGAAUACAAAUAAAAUAAAGAGUCCAUCAGUUGUGCGAAGAAGUGAUGAAACGAUUACCACUUUUUGUGAAGAAAAGACAAUCAAAACAAGUAAAACAAUAAUUGAGACAAACGUUAGAAGAAGUGGAAGAACUGAUCGCAAAGUAUACACAUGUGUACUGAAGACACAGAGAGAUCCAAAUCAUGUCCCAAAACCCAAACCUGAGCGCAAAGUGUAUGCAAUACCUGAUCCCGAAUCGGAUCCCAAUUCACUCCUAUUAUUACGAAGAGAUAAUUACGACCUGAAGACUCAGCAGUUUAUGUGUCCUAACCCUCAUUGCCGUAAAGGAUACAGAAGUGCAAUGAGAUUAUAUAAACACUUCCAUACCGUCCAUCACAUGAAGAAGAAAAUCGUUUGUCAAAAAUUAAAUUGUGGUAAAAGUUUUAAGACAACGCAAGAACUUAAAAGCCAUGAAAACAAUGUUCACAGCGAUUACCGUCCCUUUGAGUGCUCGCAAAAGGGCUGCGAUUUUAAGUUUAAAACUGAAGCCCAACUGAACUCACAUUCAGUCAUUCAUUCAGACAUUUAUGCCUUCAAAUGCAAUGAAUGCGAGAAAACAUUCAAAACUCAAUACAAUCUUAACAUUCAUUUGCGGAUCCAUUCAAAAGAAGACACCUUUCGGUGUCGUUACGAGGGAUGCAAUCAAUGGUUCAAAUCUGCUCUAAGACUCAUUAAACACAAGAUAUGUGUUCACAACGCGCGGCAGAAGUGGUAUCCAUGCGAAUGGCCCGCAUGUGGCUAUCGGACUAAGAGCUCAUCUAGUCUUAAAAAUCACCGCCGCAUACAUACGGGUGAGCGACCGUUUGAGUGCCGGUGGCCGGCGUGUGAUAAACGGUUUGCUAUGUUUCAAACGCGCAAAGAUCACGAGCGGAUCCAUUCAAAUACGAAAAACUAUGUGUGUCAUUGGCCCGGAUGUGGCUAUCGGUGCGUUCAGACCUCUAAUCUUAAGAAACAUAUGAAAACAAUUAUUACCGCAGAAGACAAACAACUCUUCAAUCAUUUGAUCCAAACAUUGAGUCAAUUCACGGACAAGACAUCACUCGUAGAGGAGAUCUCAAGAAGUGAUGAAAUUGUUGUCAAACCUGUUGUCGAGAAUACAAUUGGAAUAAAGAGUCCAUCAGUUGUGCGAAGAAAUGAUGAAACGAUUACCACUUCUUCUGAGGAAAAGACAAUCAAAACAAAUGAAACAACAAUUGAGACAAAUGUUAGAAGAAGUGGAAGAACUGAUCGCAAAGUCUACACAUGUGUACUGAAGACAACUAAAGAUCCAAAUCAUGUCCCGAAACCUAAACCGGAGCCCAAAACACAGCAGUUUAUGUGUCCUAACCCUCACUGCCGUAAAGGAUACAGAAAUGCUAUGAGAUUAUACAAACACUUCCAUAACGUCCAUCACAUGAAGAAGACAUUCAUUUGUCACGAAUUAAAUUGUGGUAAAAGUUUUAAGACAAAGAAAGAGCUUCAAAGCCAUGAAAACAAUAUUCACGAAAACAGCGAUUACCGACCCUUUGAGUGCCCGGAAAAGGGCUGCGAUUUUAAGUGUAAAACUGAAUCAAUACUUAAUUCCCAUUCAGUUAUUCAUUCAGACAUCCAUUCAUUCAAAUGCAAUGAAUGCGAGAAAACAUUCAAAACUCAAUACAGACUUAACUUUCAUCUAAAACUUCACGGAAAUGAAGACAACUUUAAA
Messenger RNA from Medioppia subpectinata, 3084 nucleotides. Lineage: Eukaryota; Metazoa; Arthropoda; Arachnida; Sarcoptiformes; Oppiidae. The record is from the annotation of a GenBank genome assembly.